UCGUGAUCAGACGUGUUUCUCAAGCCUUUCUACAAAAUAUUUAAAAUAAUAUUAAAUUUUUCCAUGUCUCGUAAAUUUCUCUCAAAUUAACUUCUAAAUCCGAUAAGAAAAAAAAGUGACUUUGUGUAAUUUAAUAAUUAAUUAAUAAUAAAUUCUGUAGUGCUAAAAUUUCUGCCUUUGUCGUGUAAAAAAAAUAAAUUUGAUAAAAAAAAACGUGAAAAAGAGUAAACGCCGGGCGAUAUUUAUUGAAAAAUAGUUAUAUAUAUUUUUUCGGGGUGUAUUUCUCUCUCAGUGUACAUAAGCUCGUAUGUAUCUCGUCGUACGGUGAACGACAACGACGACAACGAGAAAGUACAUAAAGUGAUAAAAAGGAUGGCAAAAAGUGUGUGUGCAUAGUUAUUGUUCGCCAGUUGCAUUCAAUUAAAUUUGGGCGAAAAAAAGGAAGAAAAAUCGGGAAAAACUGCGAAAAAACAAAUAAAAGAAGACGAACUGUUGGCAAAAACAAAAAGCCUUAGGGCUCCAAUCAUUAUCAUCAUCAUCAUCUCUCCUCGCUGUACAUAAAGUGCACGUCUCUCGCGUGUCGACGUAGCUGUUUUAUCGUCGUGUAGCGCGUGUGCACACAAACAAUAUAGACAACAACGUGGUUUUCACGUCGUCGUUCUUCUUUUUGGCGAAUCGAUUUUGUUGAAUUUUCCUUUUGUUCAGCAUUUUUUUUGGGAAACGCAACAAAAAAAAAAAAAAAAAUUGCGAAAUCUAUGCACGGGAAGAAAAUGCCGUCAUUGCAACAGAUCAAAGACUGCCAAAAUACAGAUUUAACGGGAUCGGACAUCCUUCAGAAGCACUCAAUCAAUUCCAUAUUGGAGCACAAUAGUGACAUUAUCAAUCGAGGUUUGGCAUCGCCGAACGAAGCAAAAUCCAUUGGAUCAUUUGACAUUUUUGGCGCAAACGCUGGCACUAAUAACCAAAGUAGUUAUUACUCGGUUCACAGCAAUCACAACGGAUUCCUUUCGACAAGUCCCAACAAUCAAGUAGCAUCGUCUCCGAGCUCGACGCACUCUUCAUCGACAUCGCAACAGCAAUUGACGACAAACAAUCCAAUGAUGGUAUCGAAUGCAAAUUGUAACGGCAAUCACAAUCAAAUGCAAUCAUCAACCAAAGCAUCAGCAGCUGAUUUUCAGUUCGAAAAUCGUUCCUUUUCUGGUAGCAGCAACAAUUUGGGACAAUCGAAGACGUCUCAAAUGAAAGCCAUGUCUCGUAAUCACUUGACUUUGGAUUGUUCGUCGGCAUCUCCUCGUAAUUUCGCGGCAUCUCCCUUGUUUGGCAAUAGCUUCAAUAAUUUCGAUACAAACUUGACGGCAAAUAGUAUGCCUUCUCCUUACGCGUAUCAAACAAAGUCGAUUUCGCCCUUUCCCGAUUACACAAACACCAAUAUGGACAACGGAAGUCACGAUUUUUCCGUUUUGGAAAAUCAUAACAUUUUGCAUCUCAUGAACUACUUGAAUUUGAACCAAAGUUCAAGUUCGAUCCCGAGUUAUCAGCAAAUUCCGCAGCAUUCGAGUCAGCAAUCGGCGCAACAAACCACGCCUUUCGGGAGUGUUGGAAGCGGCGGCAGCGGAUGUACUUCGCCAAUGUCUCCGAACGAAUUUGACAUGGCGCGUCUUCAAUCGAUGCAAAAAAUGAACACGCUUCGUUUGUUACAGCAGCAGCAACAACAGUCUCAGCAACAAGCUCAAUUGUCGCCGAUGCAUGGCUUGAAUCCGCUCACGUUGAAUCAUCUCAUGAACGGCAGUUACAAUCAAUACAAGAAUUGGCAAUUACCUCCGACACCGAUUACGCCUACAACGCACAACGAGGUUGGUUUGGAUCGUUUUGCGAAAUUUCAUCGCAGCUCGGCAGCAAUUAAUGAUCCUUCGUGCACUUGGAGUGGUUCGUUGCCCAUGAAAUCGCAUCGAAUUUUGACAUAUUCGCCCAAAUUCUUCCUCGGAGGCAUCCCAUGGGACAUUAGCGAACAAUCUUUGGUUCAUAUCUUCAAGGAAUUUGGACCUAUUCGCGUCGAAUGGCCCAGCAAAGAUCAAAAAGGUUUCGCUUACAUAAUUUUCGAGUCGGAAAAGCAACUGAAAGCACUUUUGCAAGCGUGUCAUCAGGCACGCAAAGAUCAUCAUUCGAGUUCAGGUUCGCUCGAAAGCAACGGCUCAUCUGUUCCGAGCAAAUAUUACUUCAAAAUCUCCUCGAAACGCAUCAAGGCGAAACAAGUUGAGGUAAUUCCGUGGGUUAUUGCCGACUCGAACUACGUAAAAGCGCCAUCGCAAAAGCUCGAUCCAACCUUGACUGUUUUCGUGGGUGCCUUGCACGGAAAAUUGACAGCUGAGGGUUUAGCUACGGUCAUGAACGACUUGUUUGAGGGCGUCGUUUACGCAGGACUUGAUACCGACAAAUACAAAUAUCCAAUUGGAUCGGGACGUGUAACUUUUAACAACACUCGUUCUUACAUGAAGGCAGUUUCCGCAGCAUUUAUCGAGAUAAAGACGUCGAAAUUCUCGAAAAAGGUACAGGUUGAUCCGUAUCUCGAGGAUUCUCUUUGUUCGGCAUGCGGCGUUACUCAUGGCCCGUAUUAUUGUCGCGAUUUGAGUUGCUUCAGAUAUUUCUGUCGUACUUGUUGGGCAGUUCGACAUUACAAUGAUUCGACAUUGUGCAACCACAAACCAUUGACUCGUAACUCGAAAUCGACACAAAUUAUUGGCGUCGGCCCGCAAAAUCACGUUAAUACUCCGACAACGCCUACAACUCCCAAUGUUGUCAACGCAUUUUCGCCACAAAUCUAAAUUAAUCAACUUUUGAAUCAUUUUGGGAUCAAAAAUCUUUCGGAACUGUGUGGACCAUCAUCUUUAAAAGAAAAAAAAUGUACAAAAAAUGAUAAUAAUUUUCUUGCCGAUGCAGCAGAUUUUAACCGACAACAGUUUUUAACCUGAAAAAUUGGACAUUUUAUACCGCAAAAGGUCUCUUCAACGCUCAGAAUCACAAAAAAUCAUGCAAUAACUUCAAUUUUUCGCAAAAAUAUGUUUUUGUACAAUUUUAGACACUUUUAGUAAUGAUAGUUUUGCUUAUCAUACACCCUCUUGACCAUAAAAUAUUUCUCACACAGUUCCUCAAACUCUCGCAAACUCAAAAAAUCACAAAAAAAAAGUAGGAACAAAAGUUUUUAUCCAAGAAAAAUUAUAUUUAUACACAAAAAACGUCUAAAAAUGAUACAAAAAUUAUAAAUCUUAGACAGCUUCAAACCUGACUCUCUGAAAAAAUUUCGUACACUUUUUUAUGUACUGAAUCCCGACACCGAGAGCAGAAAAAUUUAGUUUUUAAGAUGAAAAGUUUCGAAAUACUCGAAAAAAUCGGAAAAAUCCAAUAUCAAUGUCUAUUAUAAUGAUUAUUAAACGUUUAUUAUUAUUUUAAAACAUAAAAAAUGUUAAAAGCGGGCAGUUGCCAAACAGAUCCUGAUACAAAAAAGGACUAAAUGACCAAAAAUGUUAAAAAUAAUAAUUGAAAUCAUUGUUAUUAGUACUAAACAUUAAUAUUAAAGGAAUAAUAAAAACGUUAACAUGUUUGAUUAUUAUUAUCGAAGCGAGCUUAUUAUCAAAAAAAUCACAAAAAUAAGAAAAAAAAUAUUUAUUGAUAAAAAAUAAAAAUUCAAACAAAUCAAAGAAAGGAAAGACUCAAAAUAUGCAAUGUGUGCUUAAUUAAAAAUAAAAUUUUAGAUGUUAAGAAAAUCGUAGAAACAACAAAGUUGGUAUAAAAAUCGUAUAAAAAAAACGAAUUUGUGUAAGAAAGAGGUUUCAGGGUUUAGAGAACAGACAAAAAAAGACACAAAAAAGACUUGAACCGAAAUAUUUGUUAAGUUGUUAAAAUUAAGAAGAAAAAAAAAUAACUCGAAAAAUUUCUUUUCGAGAAUCGUUUAUGUUUUUGUACUACAUACCAAUUAUUAUAAUAUUACGAAAUUUUGUUAAUUUUUUGUAUUCUUCAUGAUUAAAAUGAAAAAAUUUA
This is a messenger RNA of Culicoides brevitarsis, 4035 nucleotides long. It is a transcript of the gene orb, whose product is annotated as cytoplasmic polyadenylation element-binding protein 1. The record is from RefSeq and is a predicted model, not a curated record. Gene Ontology annotation, biological process: negative regulation of cytoplasmic translation. The transcript has 7 exons. Lineage: Eukaryota; Metazoa; Arthropoda; Insecta; Diptera; Ceratopogonidae. The coding region runs from base 756 to 2822 and encodes 688 amino acids. Gene Ontology annotation, cellular component: cytoplasm; neuron projection; nucleus. Gene Ontology annotation, molecular function: translation factor activity, RNA binding; ribosome binding; mRNA regulatory element binding translation repressor activity.